Arachis duranensis is the source of this 4792-nucleotide messenger RNA. Its product is annotated as disease resistance protein RPV1. Gene Ontology annotation, molecular function: ADP binding. The record is from RefSeq and is a predicted model, not a curated record. Bases 161 to 3691 code for a protein of 1176 amino acids. NCBI's taxonomy places the organism in Eukaryota, Viridiplantae, Streptophyta, Magnoliopsida, Fabales, Fabaceae. The transcript is spliced from 6 exons. Gene Ontology annotation, biological process: signal transduction; defense response.
AUAGGGUCUUCUAAUUGAGAAAGGAGGAGGCACCAGCCAAGAAACAACCAGGAAGAUUCAUAUGUAUCUAUGUAUGUACUUUGACACUCUACUCAUAGUCACUCAAAACAUCACUGUGUUGAAGAUCUCACCACUGUCUACACUCUCUUCCUAAUUUUCAAUGACUUCUUCUUCUUCUUUAUUGGAUGCUCCCAGAAUCAAACAUGAUGUCUUCAUCAGCUUCAGAGGAGAAGACAUCCGCACUUCUUUUCUUAGCCAUUUGAGGAAAGAGUUGCAUCGUAACCAUAUAGAUUUCUUCGUGGACGACGAGAAACUGCACCCUGGAGAUGACAUUUCAUCCACGCUUAUCCAAGCCAUUGAAGAGUCUUCUAUUUCCUUAGUCAUCUUUUCGGAAAACUAUGCUUCUUCAACUUGGUGCUUGAAUGAACUUGUGAAAGUAAUUCAAUGCAUGAAGCAAGAUCAAAGGAUUGUGAUACCUGUUUUCUACAACGUUGUUCCCUCUGAUGUGCGGCAUCAGAAUAAUUCCUUUAAGGAGGCUUUUGAUAAACACCAACAAAGAUUGAAGGGAAGUAUGAUGAAGGUGCAAAGUUGGAGAUUUGCUUUAAAGGAAGCUUCUAGUUUAUCUGGAUUUCACUAUCCAUCGAAAUAUCAGGAUGAAUCUAAAUUCAUUGAAGAAAUUGUGAAUGAUAUUUCAGAGAAAUUGUCAUAUAUUUUCUCAAUAGAAUCCAAAGGUCUUGUUGGAAUUGAUGAUAGUUUUACAUGUAUUGAAUCAUUAUUGGAAAUUGAAUCGAGCGAGGUCCGAAUCAUAGGAAUUUGGGGGAUGGGAGGAAUAGGUAAAACUACUAUUGCUGAAUUCUUGUUUGACAAAUAUUCUUCUCAUUAUGAAGGCAGUUGUAUGUUGAAAAAUGUAAGAGAAGAAUCACAAAAGUUUGGUGUGCCUUUUUUAUGUGAGAAACUUAUUUCUGAGUUAUUAGCCGGAGAAAGCCUUGUUUUGAAAGGAUCAUCCAGAGCAAGAUCCGCUUUUAUCCAGAGAAAGUUGAGUCGAAAAAAAGUUUUCAUAGUGCUUGAUGAUAUGGAUACAUUAGAACAGUUUGAACAUCUUGCUACACAAUGGUUGGGACCAGGUAGUAGGAUCAUUGUAACUACCAGAGACAAGCAUGUCCUUGGAAAAGUUCAUGGAAUAUAUGAGCUCCAGGGCUUGAGUUUUGAAAAUUCCCUCAAGCUUUUUUGCUUGAAUGCUUUUGACAAACCCUGUCCUGAAGCUGGAUAUGAAGAGGUUUCUAAAAUGGCAGUCAAUUAUGCAAAAGGCGUUCCAUUGGCUUUAAAAGUUUUGGGUUCUUAUUUAUAUUCUAAAACUGUAGAAGAAUGGGAGAGUGCUUUGGGAAAACUCAAGAUUUAUCCUAAUCUAGACAUUUUUAACGUCUUAAAAUUGAGUUAUGAUGGGCUAGAUGAGUUAGAGCGGGAGAUAUUCCUCGACAUUGUAUUUUUUUUCAAAGGAGAAGAUAAGGAUGUUGUUGUACCAUUUCUAGAAUCCUGUGGUUUCUUUCCUGCUAUUGGCAUAGGCAACCUUUCACGUAAAGCUCUUAUAACGAUUUCAAAGGAUAGUACAAUAGAAAUGCAUGAUUUGAUAGAGCAAAUGGGUCGAGAAAUAGUUCGUCAAGAAUCAAUUAAAGACCCUGGAAGACGUAGCCGCUUAAGUAACCAUGAGGAUGUCUACAAUGUACUGAACAAUAAUAAGGGAACAGACUCAGUUGAAGGCAUUAUGUUGGACUUGUCUCAAAUUAAAAGAGAUCUACAUUUAGAUGCCGACACUUUUAAAAGGAUGCCUAAUAUAAGGUUUCUUAAAUUUUAUGAUUCAUGGAGGCAAAAAGAAUCAGCAAAUGUGCACGUUUCUUCAACUUUUGAUUCAUUUCCAAAGGAACUAAGAUACUUGGAGUGGAGUGGCUGCCCUGUGAAGUCUCUUCCGCCAAAUUUUUGUGCUGAGAAGCUUGUUAAGCUUUCUAUGCCAGAUAGCCAAGUUUCUAAACUUUGGGAUGGAGUUCAGGAUCUUGUAAAUUUAAAGAAGAUUAACCUUAGGGGAUGCAAGCAGCUAGUGGAGCUUCCAGAUUUUACUCAUGCAUCAAACCUUGAAGAAAUAUACCUCAUUGAAUGCGUAAGGUUGUUUGAACUUCAUCCAUCCAUUUUAUCCAUCCACAAGCUCGAAACUUUAAGUGUUUGGGGUUGCAAAGCACUAAAGAGUCUUAAAAGCAAUAUCCAUUUAAAAUCUCUUAAAAAACUCGAUGUUCGUUACUGCUCAAGCUUGAAGGAAUUUUCAUUGUCAUCAGAGAAAUUAAGAAGUUUGGAUUUCAGAGGGACAGGAAUUGAUAAGUUGUACUCAUCAGUUAGCCAUCUAACGAAACUUGUAGAGUUUGAUCCGAGUAAUGUGAGACUUGAAACUCUUCCAAACGAAGUGUGUCUCUUGGUAUCCCUUGAGGUACUAAAUCUUGAAGGCUGCAAACAGUUGAUUGAACUCCCUCAAAGUAUGAAAGUCUUAUCGCGGUUACAAGAACUCAACUUAGAGGAUUGCUUCAGCCUUCAAUCCUUACCGGAACUUCCACCAUCUCUUAUACAUUUAUCUGCCACAAACUGCAGAUCGCUGGAGAAAUUGUUCAAUAUAAAGACAGUAUUCAGCUUAAAUCUAAAAUCCAUCUCUUUUGAAAACUGCGAGAGGCUUGAUGAGCAUUCAUUCUUAGAAUAUGUGCAUCUUACAAUGAUGGGAGUAGCAAUUAGAGAUAUAUUGGCUGACAUGCUGCAAUACAAAAUUGAACCUGAUGCUGAUGAUGACGAUAUUACGUUCUUCCCUGAAUCCAACAGUCAGGUUUUUUAUCCCGGAAGCAAGGUUCCACCAUGGUUCAUAUAUCAGACAAGAGAGGCUUCAGUAACUAUUGACCUUCCUGCAGAUCAACCAUUGAACCAGCUAGUUGGUUUCAUUCUCUGUUGUGUUGUUUAUCAUAUUCCUUCCCAUAUAGAGUCUCCCACCACUAGUCGUGCUUUUUCUUCAAAACGGCCUCCCAGAAUCCGUUGUCAAUACGGUGAUUUUGGGUAUAGCAAACAGUUUGCUAGAACGAGUCGAUGGAACUCAGAUCAUGUUUGCAUAUGGUUUCGACAUGAUGCUCAUAAUCGUCAUUGGCAUGGCAACAAUGCCACAUUUAAAUUCAAAGCGGAAACUCUAUCUCCAUUCAAACAUGAAACUCUACGUGAAGAUUAUACGCCAUGGAGAAGACGUAUCCCAUAUGAAUGGAGGGUCAUAGAGGAAUGGGAGGUCAUAGGGUGCGGGGUUUACCCAAUAUAUGCCGCAGACAUCCUUGAUGUCUUUCAAAAAGUGGAUCCUCAGUUCCAGUUUUUUAGAGAUAAAGGCAGUUUGGAAGGGGAAUUUGGGAUUGGGAGGACUUCUCAAUCGGUUUACACUCUCGACGAAGUCAAGACAAGGAUGAUUCACAAGAUGGAAGCAGACCAAAAAAGGUUCUCAUCGGUUUCCAGGAUUUGUCAAAUUUCUAAUAACAGGACCAGGAUGUCACUGGUUUCCUCAAAACCACAAGAAGUAUCUCAAAGUUUGAAUGAAGAAGAAAACCAAGUCGAUCAGAGAAACAGUUCUCCAUUACCUAGGCGUUUGGUUAGGAAGAUGUUUAAGUGCUUGUUUGGGUGUUGUUAAGUUGAUAUCUUUUUUCAAUAAAAAAAUUACUUUUAUUUUUUCAUAAAAUUUUAAAAAAAAAUAUAACUCGAAAAAAGAUAUUUUCUUAAAAACUCAUUCAAAUAAGCACUAAACAUUUUCGAAAAUAGUAAGAGUAAAUUACUUCUUUGAUCAGUGGAAGCUUAAUUAGUUUUUGGUUUGAGGAAUGCUGCCAAGAAAUCACUUCCUUGAUAGGUGAAGGCCGGGAGAUUACUACGUCGGUCCUCUUCUAUUGCAUGUUGUGAUAAAAGGCUUGGAAUAUUCACGCUGCUUUAGAUUUUAAUAUUGGAGUAUCUAAGGGAAAAGUCCUUCCCAUGGUUGUUGCUUGUUGGCAAUGAAGUGAUUUAUGCUUUUUAACUUAAUUCAUACUUGUUUAAGAAAUUAAGGUAAUCUUAUUAAUCUUUUAUCAGAAUUGUGUCUAUUCAAUUAGUUUUGAUGUUUAUUAAUUACUUAAGUCGAUGUACAUCUGAUUUUUAAACUGUUGGAUGGUGUUAUAUCUGAAUGGAGAGGCAGCUCUUAUUCUGCAGAUGCCCUUUUGAACUGUGACUCUCAGCAUGUUAUUCAUCUUAUCCAUUGAAGAUUGAACAUUGAAAGUGAUACAUAGAAAGUAGUAACACUAAGGAAAAUGUAAGUGAUAAAGCCACUAACACUUGUCCAUAAGUAUACAUUCUUGGCUUUCAUGUAUCUAGUUGAUAUUUCUUACUACGGUCAUGAAGUAGAUGUUGAUUCACCUAAUCCAAUUAAGUUUCAUUAAAGGGAGUUCUUGUUCUCCUGGAUUUGAUUUUAUGUUUGCUUCCCCGGAGACAAUUCAGCUUGCCUCCAUGAAGUGACAUCAUGAUUGGUUAUUUGCAAAACAAGAAGUUUGUUCAGUUGAGAUAGGUAUUAGCUUGUAGCCUCUUCUUUAAUGGAUAGGGAAAUGCUUCGAAAAAUGGUGUGAAAAUCGUUGGAACUCAGAGCAUCUAUGUUCACCAACCCGUGGAUAGUUGGUGCUAGUAAUGUUAAUACUUAAAUAGUCAAUUUAUUAAGUUUUGUAGCACUAGGUGAGAUUGCCUAAAAUUUGUAAGUCCAUUCUGAAUCUUUAAA